GAAACAUGGCGUCUUCAGGGAGCUGCUACUGACUCUCAGCUCAGAUAAACGUCUCCACCGGCGACAGAGGUCGGUCUAAAUGAACCAGAACAGCCGAAAAUUAAGUUCUGUUGUUGCUAUGAAAGGAAAUGCUGGUCAGUGCAUCUACAGUCCCAGUAAAUCUGGCCUAGAAGGCUUGACUCGGUCUUUGGCUAAAGAAGUUGGUUCAGGCAAUGUCAGAGUGAACCUGCUGGCUCCAGGUUUCAUCCGCACUGAUAUGACUGCAGGGCUGCCAGAGGAUGACAGGGGGCAGUCUAUCCCACUAGGGAGGUUUGGUGAGCCAAAGGAGGUGGUGCAGGCUGUCCUCUUCCUUUUGGAGUCCACUUAUGUUACAGGACAGGUUGUGCCGGUGGAUGGAGGACUGCAGCUGCUCAUGUAGAGACUGUCAAAACUCGAAGGUGCGCUCUAUAAAGAAGGACUUCUAUUUAAAACAUAGAUAUAUGUACACCAUAAUACCAUAUUUUUCAGACUGUAAGUACAUUUUUUUUGUACUACUUUGGGAGGUCCUGUGACUUAUAUUCUGAAGCGAUAUGGAAAAAUAUUGCAUUAUCAUCUGUACAUGUGACAAGCUGCUCAUGUAUACUGAAUUAGAUACUGCGAUUCACACUCUGAAGAAGCUCUGGAUGAGAAAAACAUUCUUUGUCUUAGAGAAUGAGUGAAUUUAUGCAGUCAUGCUCUCAAACUGAAAGACCAUGCUCUGGAAUAAAAAGAGGCAAUGUCAUUUUCAUA
Messenger RNA from Thalassophryne amazonica, 768 nucleotides. It is a transcript of the gene cbr4, whose product is annotated as carbonyl reductase 4. The record is from RefSeq and is a predicted model, not a curated record. The coding region runs from base 80 to 418 and encodes 112 amino acids. The transcript is spliced from 3 exons. Gene Ontology annotation, molecular function: oxidoreductase activity, acting on the CH-OH group of donors, NAD or NADP as acceptor; quinone binding. NCBI's taxonomy places the organism in Eukaryota, Metazoa, Chordata, Actinopteri, Batrachoidiformes, Batrachoididae. Gene Ontology annotation, biological process: fatty acid biosynthetic process.